Daldinia decipiens is the source of this 1838-nucleotide messenger RNA. RefSeq names its product thioredoxin-like protein. The transcript has 2 exons. Gene Ontology annotation, molecular function: oxidoreductase activity. Lineage: Eukaryota; Fungi; Ascomycota; Sordariomycetes; Xylariales; Hypoxylaceae. The record is from RefSeq and is a predicted model, not a curated record. The coding region runs from base 653 to 1552 and encodes 299 amino acids.
GUACGGGGUAGCUGCAUAAUACCUAUGUACCUAUGACCUAUGUAAUCCCUCCCCCCUUUUUUCCUUUUCUUUCUGUUUCCUCGGCGCGGCUACCAGCGCAUCGUACUUGGAACUAGUUACAGCUCAGCUCUUGCUAUACUCUGCAUCGUAUUUAUUGAUUAUGUGAUCUUUGGACUCCUACGAGCAAAAAAGAAAUUGCUGAACCGAUGCUGCUUAAUGCAGGAGUACAUUGCGUCUUGUCUCUUUCAUGCAUGCUGGACACGGCAUUUUUGGUGUUAGAGUUUUGUACGGGCUGACGGCGUGGGACUAACUUGACUGAUUAUUUAUUCAUGUCUUGCGGUGUCGAUUAUUCCGCCAGAAUGGAAAUCCCCAAGGAUGUGGUGAAGUCGUUGAUUGGGCUUCUGCCCCUAUUACAACUUUCUUACAACUCUCUUAUUUUUCUUAAGCCGAGACCUCGGAUAUUCAAAAUUCAAGCCCCUUGCUCCUUUCCGACGGUAAUCCGAAGAGGGAUAUCACUUGCAAAAAAAAUAAAAAUAAAAAUAAAAAAUAAAAAUAAAAAUACCUAAAAUAAAGGAACUAAGGGCCUCUUUACAACUCUUCUAGGAGUUCUGCCCUUAGUCUCAAGGAUUAACGUCGCCUAAAUCCUUGAAGCAUGGCGAGGAUACGGGACUUGCUGUUGCCUGUCGACGACAAGGACACUGAAGAGGUGGUAGUGAAAAAGGAGGAUGAAACCACCAGGAAGGCCGAUAUUAUACCCCCCGAGACGACGAGGUUUUUUGUGGAAUUUAUCUUGGAUGUGAUCUGUCCAUACUGCUACAUCGGGUUCAAAAAUCUAAAGACCGCUAUCGAGACCUAUAGAGCCCGUCAUCUGGAGGCAAUUUUUGAGAUAGUCUGUACUCCGUUUCUGCUUCAUCCUCUAGCAGCUCGAAGUGCAUACGAUAAAUCCGACUACCUAAUCGCACGUACCCGAGGCCCCGCGUAUUGGGUCGGCCCCGGACAGGCAGCUGGCAUAAACUUCACCUGGGCCGGGCGCACGGGAAGCACCCGGAACGCGCACAAGCUUCUCCGGUUCGCACUAGAAAGCACGCCCACAACGACGCGCGGAGCACGUAAUAGACGGGGGGCGUCAGCUCCGCCAUUGUCACACACCAGCACUCGCUCGCCGUCAUCGCCGUCCGCCACGAACGGCAACGCUCCAGCCCGGGGCCCAGCCCUCCAACUGCGCCUCCUGGAAGCGCUCUUCCGGGCACACCACGAGUCCGACGGGGAUAUAUCAGACCCGUCGUUUCUGGCCGAGACCGCGUCCGCCGCGACGGGGUUCACGAGCGCCCAGAUCCGCGCCGUUCUCGAGGACGCGAGCGAGGUGUGGGGCCGCGCGGUGAGUGCUUUGGUCGCGGAGGUGUCGUCCCCGCGGGGGCUCGCGGUGCGUGCCGUGCCUACGUUUGUGGUCAACGACCAUUACGUGAUUGGCGGGGUGCAGAGCGCGGAGUUUCUGGUUGAUGAGUUUGAGAGGAUACGGAGGGGUAGAGGAGGGUAUGGUGUGGGGGGUUGAUGGAGGAGGGAACUUUCAUGGGGUAGUCGAGUCGUCUUGAAAGGGGCUGGUUAUUUUUACUAGUUCCUAGAGCUUGUCUUCUCUCUCCUAUUAGUUCUACCCUCGAGUUAAGGGGAGUGCGAGCCCGCCUGACCUGGAAGUUCAACAGGUCGAAAAUAGCUAUAAUUGGAAGUUUGUGAAUAUUUAGCAAAAGGAGAUAUAUCUAGCCACGGCUUUAAAAAAGAGGAAGGUAGCUACCGGUUAUUCAGUAUUGUUAAAUACCUAAGAGCAGUGCAAUUGUUUGGAU